This is a messenger RNA of Callithrix jacchus (white-tufted-ear marmoset), 1383 nucleotides long. It is a transcript of the gene CIB3, whose product is annotated as calcium and integrin binding family member 3. Gene Ontology annotation, molecular function: calcium ion binding; magnesium ion binding. Lineage: Eukaryota; Metazoa; Chordata; Mammalia; Primates; Cebidae. The record is from RefSeq and is a predicted model, not a curated record. Gene Ontology annotation, biological process: calcium ion homeostasis.
GGGAGGCCGAGGUGGGUGGAUCAACAGGUCAGGAGUUCGAGACCAGCCUGACUAGCAUGGUGAAACGCCAUCUCUAAUAAAAACACAAAAAUUAAUUGGGCGUGGUGACACGCACCUAUAAUCCCAUCCACUCAGGAGACUGAGGCAGGAGAAUUGCUUGAACCUGGGAGGCGGAGGUUGCAGUGAGCCAAGAUCAUGCCACUGCACUCCAGCCUGGGCUACAGAGCGAGACUCCAUCUAAAAAAAAAAAAAAAAAUCUCAGAUCCUGAGAGUGACGCUAUGAGGCAGGUAUAACGUAAUUUUCAUCUCAUGAAUGAGGUUUAGAGGAGUCAGAUGACUUGUCCAGGGCCACACAGCCAGUGGACAGAGAGCUGGAAUUUGAGCUGGGGUGUGCCCAUAGUCCCUCCGCACAUCCUGCCUGUCCCUUGAAUGAGCCCCAUACCCCCAGCCUCACCUGGUGGUGGCAGGUGUGGUCUCCCCACGGAGGGCUUCUCUGUGACAUCCCAUAGCCCUUAUCCUCACCCGUGGACACAUUCAGGCUGCAGUCCAGAGAGCCUGUAAUUUGAGUCUCAUCAAGCAGGGGGUGACGACAUGGGUGGGCAGGUGACAGCCAGGGCAGGGAGAUUUGCCCAGGCACUGGUACACAACAGCCUGGCAACCCGUGUGGCUCCGAGGAAGCUGGGGCUUAAGGGGUGCAUCCUGGAGCCUGGGGUGUGGCUCAUACCAUGGGCAGCAAGCAGACGGUCUUCACUCAUGAGCAGCUGGAAGCAUAUCAGGACUGCACAUUCUUCACGAGGAAGGAGAUCAUGAGGCUCUUCCAUCGGUACCAGGACCUGGCCCCGCAGCUCGUGCCCCUCGACUAUACCACCUGUCCUGAUGUGAAGGUGCCCUACGAGCUCAUUGGCAGCAUGCCCGAGCUGAAGGAUAACCCCUUCCGCCAGAGGAUCGCCCAGGUCUUCUCUGACGAUGGGGAUGGCCACAUGACCUUAGAUAACUUUUUGGACAUGUUUUCCGUGAUGAGCGAAAUGGCUCCCCGUGACCUCAAGGCCUACUAUGCUUUUAAAAUUUAUGAUUUUAACAAUGAUGACUACAUUUGUGCGUGGGACCUGGAGCAGACCCUGACCAAACUGACUCGGGGGGGACUGAGUGCUGAGGAGGUGAGCCUGGUGUGCGAGAAGGUGCUGGAUGAGGCUGAUGGGGACCAUGAUGGGCGGCUGUCCCUGGAAGACUUCCAGAACAUGAUCCUCCGGGCACCAGACUUCCUCAGCACCUUCCACAUCCGAAUCUGAUGGUGCCACAGAGGAGCCGGGCUACAGGAGGGAGGGUGACCCCUCACCUGCUGUGGACUCUUGUUUCUGGGAAUAAACAGAAGUCACCAAGUCA